CUUUAAUAAAUACACCAUGAAAAUAGUAGCAUACAGGCUAUCUUACAACCUAGAAGCGGGCAUGAACUCAGUCUUGUUAUUAUACACCCAGAGGGUGCAUUUAUACUUGGCAGGGAUAUCUAAGUUUGGGUUAAAUCUUCUGUUUUUUAAUUUCAUUUAUACCUUCUUAUCGGGUUCAUCUUUGCAACAAAAUCUUACUUUAACUGUUAUCAUCAAAAGGAAGAAAUGUCUUCAAAUAAAUGCAAAUUUUAUAGCAAAUUUCUGACUUCUGGAGGAUGUAAUUUGUCAAGCGUACAAUAUACUGGAUGCAGUUGGGAAGAUAAGAUUUAAUUUUCAAUAAAAUCUGGCUUGAUAGUUGAGAUAACACUCCUGGAAUUGAGAAUCUUUCCUUCUUUGAAUUAUCUUAUCCAUGAUUUCAUUAUGAAUAAUAUCCUUCAUUUAAUGAACUUAUCAGAGUCUUUGUAAAAGCAAUGUAUUAAAAUGCCUCCUUGAUGGAUAUCUUUUCACUUUUAGUAUUCUCAAACUUCAACAUAACCUUCACAGAAUUAUGAGGUGAAGAACCUGAAACCAGAGUUUAAAUCUCUUCUAACACAGAGGAUUCUUUACAUUAUUCAAAUAUAUACAACAUUUGUUCUAGGAGUUAAGCAUUUGAGGCAGACCAUUAUUAUAUUUUGUUUGAAUCAGAGAAUUUCUUUUGUAAUUGCUAUAAAUUUUUGAGG
Messenger RNA from Moneuplotes crassus, 719 nucleotides. Lineage: Eukaryota; Ciliophora; Spirotrichea; Euplotida; Euplotidae. The record is from the annotation of a GenBank genome assembly.